AUGAGAACCGAUCAUCAAUCAAAUGGACUACAACAUCAAUCAAAUUCAAUUUUCCAUUUUAUACUUGAUCGUUUAUUACAAAUAAAAAUUAAUCUAUUUUUAAUUGAUCCAUAUGUACUUAAUUAUCUUUUUAUUGAUGAAUUACCAUUUGAUAAAUUAGAAAAACAAUUAAUUACUUUUGCUAUUAUUGAUGACUCAGUUGAAAGAUUUUUUCGAUAUUUUCAAGAAAGAAAUUUUUCAAUAAAACUAUCAGAAACUAUUUUAUCAAAUCAAAAAACAUCAAUUGAUCAUAUAUUUAUCGAAUAUAAAAACAAAAUAAUUCAUUUAGCUGUUUUACAUAAAUAUAAAUCAUUUUAUCUCAUACAAAAAAAUAUUCUUCCAUUAUCUGAAAAUAUUCAACUAUCGUAUGGUGAUACACUUCGUGCUGUUGAACCAAUUGAAAUUAAUGUACAUGAAUAUUCAUUUUUUUAUCCUCGAAAUGUUUCACAUUUUUUAUGGCUAUAUCAAACAUCAAAAUUUCUUCAUUGUAAUAGAAUAUUAGCAGAUGAAAUGGAAAAUCAAUUUAAUUUACAUCAAAAUGCUAGUCAAUUAAACUUAACUGUUACACCUAUGAAACAUAUCGCUUUUGCAUUAAAUAAACUUGAAAAACAUUAUUGGCUUGCUGGUGGAACUUUACUGGGUUGGUAUCGUCAUUGUGGUUUAAUACCAUUUACACAAGAUGCAGAUUUCGGUCUUUUUGCCGAAGAAUAUGAUGAAAGUAUUCGAAAUCAUUUUCUUGGAAAUCCUGUUGCUUAUCUAUGGGGUGCAUUAGGACUUGUUAAUGAUUCUCUUGAAUUUCGUCUUUAUACGGGUCGGUUUACGCUUGAUCUAUUUUGGGCAUACCGUGAAGACAAUCAUCGAUGGUGUGGCUAUCAAGUUCAAAGAGCAAAAUUUAGACGUACUCUUCCAUUACUUGAAACACUUUGUUCGUGUGAUCUAUUUGGUGUUCGUUUUUCAAUACCUUGUUCACCGAUUGAUUAUCUUGAUAUUGAAUAUGGAAAAGAUAAAUGGAAGAGUCCAUUAGAAAAAAAUUAUACAUGGGUUAAUAUGAAAUAUCAUUCUCUAUGGAAUGAUAUCUCAUGGAUGUAUGCAAUACGUUUAUAUACACGUCAAGGAAAACUUCGUACAGAUAAAUUUGCAAUUGAUUGGAUAUCAAAUCAUUUUAAUUAUUCUAUAACAUCAAUUCCAACAUUUCUUAAUGUUUUACCUAAUGAACCAGUAACACUACCACCACUUAAAGCUAAACUUAUUUACGGUUCACCGAUAAAGAAAAAAAUUUCAAGAAAUAAAUCUAAAUCAACCAGAAAAAAAAUCCUGUAA
This is a messenger RNA of Rotaria sp. Silwood1, 1359 nucleotides long. The record is from the annotation of a GenBank genome assembly. NCBI's taxonomy places the organism in Eukaryota, Metazoa, Rotifera, Eurotatoria, Philodinida, Philodinidae.